AACCAUCCUCGCCCAAUGCUACUUCUCAAAGAUACACAUCCCAAGAGAUCAAUCGAAACACGUGCCGUGAAUAGAAAAUAUAAGUUUUGGUGUUUCUGAGAACUCGUACUUGCAAUUCACAAUGUCUGGCCCUGGAUACGACGCCGUCGUUGACAUUGACGACGAGGGCGACCUAGGUCAUACGGAUCUCCAAGACGACCUCGAAUUUCAUAACUCAACCUUUUCAGAAACGACACCAGGUGCGCGGAAGCCAGGUGCGGUAGGCGGUGCCGGGUCCUCUGGUCUGCCAUUACCAGCGACAGCGUCGACAGUCUCGGGCAAGAGAUAUCUCUGGACCGUUUCCUACUAUGCGCAAUUCUUCGACGUCGACACAUCGGCCGUGCUGAGUCGCUGUUGGGCGGCACUGUACCCGCGUGCCAACUUUCUUGAUGUGCUCGAGGGGAACCCGGACUUGUACGGGCCCUUCUGGAUCGCCACGACGGUCAUCUUCAUCCUUUUCAUCGGUGGCACCAUAAGUCAAUACCUCGCCACGAGGGGAACGACGGAGGCUUUCGUAUACGACUUUACGUUGCUCAGUGGUGCUGCUGGUCUGAUUUACGGCUACACACUCUUCCUCCCGGUCGUUCUUUUCCUUGCACUGCGCUACUUUGGAUCCGAGUCAGCCAACCUGCUCGAAUGCUGGGCUCUUUACGGAUAUGCAAACCUGAUCUGGAUCCCCGUGGCCCUCAUAAGCUGGUCGCAGAUUGACAUAUUAAACUUUGUGUUUGUGGCUGUGGGCUUUGGCUACUCUGUUGCCUUCUUGCUCCGAAACCUUUACCCGGUCCUGAGCGCCACAGACCGCCAGACCAGCAAGAUUCUGCUGAUUGUGGUCGUGGCAUUGCACUUUGCGCUAGCUGUCACGAUCAAGAUCUUAUUCUUUGCGCAUCACAGUCCUGUGGCGAAGGGAGAUGGAAAGGCGCAAACUUGAUGAACUUGGCAUUGAAGAGCUCGCCGGAAAGUACCGGCGGCGGAAGGUUGUACUGUGUUGUACUUGUAUCUUAUUUAGAGCCAACAAACCUAUCGCAUUGCAUUUCAGCUUUGACACAAGACAACCAUCAAGGUUUGACUAUCCAGACGCACCAGCAAAAUUCCUUCUAAAUACGCACUAAACUAAAGCGUCAAGCUCGGCUGGGUGUUGUUCAACGUCAUAUUAUAUUGAUAAUUAUACAAUCGAUGGACCCGUUUAGGU
This is a messenger RNA of Pyricularia oryzae 70-15, 1228 nucleotides long. RefSeq lists its product as uncharacterized. The transcript is spliced from 3 exons. NCBI's taxonomy places the organism in Eukaryota, Fungi, Ascomycota, Sordariomycetes, Magnaporthales, Pyriculariaceae. The record is from RefSeq and is a predicted model, not a curated record. Gene Ontology annotation, biological process: vesicle-mediated transport. Gene Ontology annotation, cellular component: Golgi apparatus; membrane. Gene Ontology annotation, molecular function: small GTPase binding. Bases 122 to 967 code for a protein of 281 amino acids.